AUGGGAAUGGUCGGCCUCCCCAAUGUGGGCAAAAGCACCACUUUCAACUUGCUUUCCAAGCAGUCCGUUCCCGCGGAAAAUUAUCCCUUCUGCACAAUUGACCCUCACGAGGCAAGGAUGAACGUGCCGGACGAGCGUUUCAAGUGGCUGUGCAGCCACUUCUCCCCCAAAAGCGAAGUUGCUGCGACUCUGUCGAUUUUCGACAUCGCCGGACUUGUCCCUGGAGCGCACAAGGGCGAGGGCCUCGGCAACGCCUUUCUCUCUCACAUCCAGGCCGUCGACGGCAUUUACCACGUGGUGCGGGCGUUUGCAGACGAAGAAGUGGUGCACAGCGAAGGCGAAGUGGACCCCGUGAAGGACUUGGCGACAAUUGCUGCUGAGCUGCGGCUGAAGGACUUGGAAAGGGCGCAGCGGCUGCUGGAGGAGCAGCGCAGCAGCAGCAGGCAGCAAAAGGUUUUGGACAAAAACAAAAAGCUGCAGGAAGAAGUUCUCCAGGCUGUCAUAAAGUUGCUGCAGGACAACAAGUGGGUGCAGCAAGGGAACUGGAAAGCAGCAGAAGUGGAAGUGCUGAACGAAUACCAGUUUUUGACGGCGAAGACAGUCGUUUAUCUCGUGAACUUGAGUGAAAAAGACUUCAUUCGACAAAAGAACAAAUGGCUGGCCAAAAUCCACAACUGGGUCCAAGAAAAUGUCCAAGGGCCCAUCAUUCCCUACUCCGCAGUCUUCGAAAACAAACUUGCAGAAAUGGCGAGCGAAGAGGAGCGCCAGAACUACAUCAAGAGCAGCGGAGCCUCCAAAAGCAUGCUUGACAAAAUAAUUCAAACUGGCUAUCAUGCGUUGCAUUUAAUUCAUUUCUUUACUUGUGGCGAAGACGAAGUGAAGUGCUGGACAAUUCGCGCAGGCACCAAGGCCCCUCAGGCUGCCGGUGUAAUUCACACAGAUUUUGAACGCGGGUUCAUUUGUGCUGAAGUGUACAAGUACACAGACCUCGUCGAGCUCGGCAGCGAGAAUGCAGUGAAAGCAGCAGGGAAAUACUUGCAAAAGGGCAAGGACUACGUCGUGGAGGACGGGGACAUAAUAUUUUUCAAGUUUAAUGUAACAAACAGCGCAAAGAAGUGA
This is a messenger RNA of Eimeria necatrix, 1119 nucleotides long. Its product is annotated as GTP binding protein, putative. The record is from RefSeq and is a predicted model, not a curated record. The transcript has 7 exons. The coding region runs from base 1 to 1119 and encodes 372 amino acids. Gene Ontology annotation, cellular component: cytoplasm. Lineage: Eukaryota; Apicomplexa; Conoidasida; Eucoccidiorida; Eimeriidae. Gene Ontology annotation, molecular function: ATP hydrolysis activity; ATP binding; GTP binding.